Messenger RNA from Tilletiaria anomala UBC 951, 1387 nucleotides. RefSeq lists its product as uncharacterized. The record is from RefSeq and is a predicted model, not a curated record. The coding region runs from base 408 to 1037 and encodes 209 amino acids. Lineage: Eukaryota; Fungi; Basidiomycota; Exobasidiomycetes; Georgefischeriales; Tilletiariaceae. The transcript is spliced from 2 exons.
GCCUCGAACCGCAUUUCCCAUUCAUGUCUCGCCUGUUCAGCUUCUUUCUGGAUGUUCGCUGCCGUGUCUGUGUUCUUCAUUUAUCGAAGAAAGAGCAGUCUUCUGCAGCCGUUAUAUCUAUUCUGGGCGCGAUUCCCUAGCUCGUCCAGGGCCCGUCCUCACAGUAGCGCCCACAAGGCACAGCACGAGGGUUUGGCACCACAUCGGGCACCCCGCCCCACCUCCGGCACCCCGCGUCUCGUCUCCGCUCCCGCUUGAUCGUCUCUUCCCCAAUAUAAAGCCAAGACAUCCUCUUAUGUCACAUCCAUUCAUGGCUCUCUACCAAUCCAUUGAGAAUCGACAGGGCACCACUUUUGCCAUUGGCACCACGUUUCCAAAUUCCAGAGAAGCAGUACACACAAAUUAUCAUGCAGCUCGCCACGCUUCUCGCGUUCACAAGCUUUGCAGCCACAGCUGUCACCGCCAGCCCGCUGCCUGAUCGCAUCAGCACCGCUGGCAUCGAUGGUUUUGUAGCUCGCGGACUGAGCGCACAGCACGCUGGCGCUUGGGACAGCAUUCAGCUGCAGCGCAGCCCGGCGGAUCCUGAGAACGCCAAACGCGACGAAAAGCAGACGCUCGCAGAGCGUAUUGUCUACAACCCGCACAUCACCUCGCCCGCUGGAGGGGAGGUCUGGACCGCUGGCUCACAGCAAACAGUCACAUGGGACACGAGCGACCUCCCUGCGGAGCUCGAACAUGCAACUUCGAUGCUCAAGCUUGGCUUCGAACCUGCGGACGGCAGUGGCGGCCUCAACGAGAAAUGGACACUGGCAGACGAUUUCCCAACGCGGGCCGGCACCGUCAGCUUCACCCUGCCAACUGACCUCGAGACACGAAACGACUACAUUGUCGUGCUCUUCGGCGACUCUGGCAACGCAAGCCCACAUUUCACCAUCAACGCGACUCCGGCAGCAAUGCCAAGGAUCGCGAAGGCAAGCGACGACGGCGUGCCAGCUGACGCAGAGGGGCUGCUCAGCAAGAACGUCUCCAUUUACUAGGCGUGGCCCCUUGCAACACAGACGCUCAACUUGAACAAUCGCUAUGCUUUCCUCAAAAAGCACCGUUAGCGUCGACUUGAUGAUCAACGAUGGACCUUCACUCAGCUACAGCCUCCCCUUUCGUUUGACUCCAUUUGUAUCACCACCAACCCCAUAAAUCUCACACGCGAACGGCCAACGAGGCCAAAACAACUCACAAUCAAGACGCACAUCCCCUGUCUGCAGCAUUGCAAGCGCCGCGCUUAGGCAGCGUUCACGGCCGCAGCUGCUCUCGCCUCGAUGCAGUCAGUUCACGCUUCAUAGUCAUAGCCCACUGUCACAUGAAAGCAAUGAAUGCAGACUGCCAUGAG